AUGAGUGCAUGCAACUCUUCUGGUCGACACGUCAGCCCUGCUGCCGCUCUUAAGUACCAGAUAGGGUCACUCUUGCCUCAUCGACGCGCCAGUGAUGAAUUUCCACUGCCUUUUAUUCAAUCUGAGUACAUUCCCGCUGCAAUUACGCCUUUUCUUCAGCCACAUACUGCAGCCAAAGCCGAGGCUGUUGCUUCGCUGGAAUACUAUUCUUCCUCCUCCGCCUCCCAGCUUCUAAGCGAAGCUGAAGAGUAUUCGCUAAAAGUUAGUUCUGCUCCCAGAACACCCGAAAAAGUGCCCACUCAGUUUCCGUCAUCGUUAGCUUCGGAGACUUCCAAUGCAAACAUAUCUCGAGUCUCAGCUUCUUUGCAUAUCCUUCUACACAAUGACUUUGAUCGAUCCCUAUGUUUCUAA
Messenger RNA from Protopolystoma xenopodis, 411 nucleotides. Lineage: Eukaryota; Metazoa; Platyhelminthes; Monogenea; Polystomatidea; Polystomatidae. The record is from the annotation of a GenBank genome assembly.